Molecule: messenger RNA, 919 nt
Organism: Neoarius graeffei (lesser salmon catfish)
Lineage: Eukaryota; Metazoa; Chordata; Actinopteri; Siluriformes; Ariidae
Product: C1q-related factor-like
Exons: 2
Coding region: 1-771 (256 amino acids)
Molecular function (GO): protein binding
Source: RefSeq, a predicted model, not a curated record
AUGCUUCUCAUCAUUUUGGUCGUUCUCAUUCCGGUCUUGGUGAACUCAGUGGGCGGCAAUGAGGAUGGUAGCCGCUAUGAGAUGUUGGGCACUUGCCGCAUGGUCUGCGAGCCGUACAUGAAUAAGGCAAGCACUGUCGGAACAGGAAUCACCACGACAGCAGACAUCGACGUAGCCAUCCAAGCCAAGGCGGAGCCACUAAAUGACCACAGUGUGAGCCCACCAUUGCCACCGUACUUCCAUGGUAGGUUGGGAAAACCUGGUCUUCCUGGACCACCAGGACCACCCGGAGAGCCUGGUCCUCCAGGUCCAAUGGGGCCGCCAGGAGAAAGAAGCAUGACAGCAGUUCCUGCCUUUGGCAGCUUUAAUACGGGUCCACAUGUGGCAUUCUAUGCCGGCCUACGGAACCCACAGGAGGGCUACGAGAUCCUGAGGUUUGAUGAUGUGGUCACCAACAUUGGCAACAAUUACGAUGGCGCAUCAGGGAAGUUUGUGUGCAAGUUGCCUGGAACAUACUUCUUUACCUACAAUGUACUGAUGAGGGGUGGCGAUGGAACCAGCAUGUGGGCAGAUCUUAUGAAAAAUGGACAGGUGAGGGCAAGUGCUAUAGCCCAGGACCAGGAUCAGAGCUAUGAUUACGCCUCAAACACAGUGAUCCUGCACCUGGACCCUGGAGACGAGAUCUUCAUCAAGCUGGAUGGUGGCAAAGCUCACGGUGGAAACAGCAACAAAUACAGCACUUUCGCAGGCUUCCUCCUUUACUCUGAUUAGCUGAGUUGAGGUUACAUUUCAUGAUUUCUUGAAGGAAACUUAAGUGUCUUGAAGGGGACAGGGCAAUUUCACUCAUUUUCAAACUAUGGUAUUAAAUAAAGAAAGGGGUUAAAUUCGGGCCAAAUUUAGGGGUUGACCAAAAUGCUCA